Vicia villosa (hairy vetch) is the source of this 366-nucleotide messenger RNA. RefSeq lists its product as uncharacterized. The transcript has a single exon. NCBI's taxonomy places the organism in Eukaryota, Viridiplantae, Streptophyta, Magnoliopsida, Fabales, Fabaceae. The record is from RefSeq and is a predicted model, not a curated record. The coding region runs from base 1 to 366 and encodes 121 amino acids.
AUGACCCAAACAUAUCCUCACAUUGCUUUUAUUUACUUCAAUGGUGCGAAACCACCACUUCAAUUUAGCUUCUCCGAAGACACGCCUCUCGCCGAGCUGAUUACCAUACUCAAUUCUCUCCUGCAAUAUACAGAAAAUAUGAAGGUAGUCAAACUCGAGUAUCGUUCACCAUCACUUGACACUGAAGGAAAUGUGCAAUUCACCCAGUUUACACUGAAGACUGAUGACGAUUUAAAGGUUAUGUGGAGUACUUUUCGUCGAUACUCCAUUAAGGGUCCACUUGAAGUCGAUGCAAAGAUUCGGAGAUUUGAAGAUGUCAUUAAAAUGUUGCAACGUCCUCAGCUACCCGUUUAUAACAAUAUGUAA